CCGCUUUCAAGUUAUGUUUUUUUUCACUGCCCAUGUCAGCGCUAGCACCGGAGCUACUGGAUAUAUCGCUGUCAUCAAGCCUUUACUGUUAUGGUAUCGAGCCAUCUCGAUUGAACCAUAUUUCGAGUUGUGAAUGAGGAGGCUGUUAUUAAUUACAGGACGCAUUUGUACCGUCUGCACAGCCUGACAAGACGCCCAAGCAACCGAGUGGAAUCAAGCUAAGAUGCCAUGCCACAAUCAGCAGAUGAACAAUGUCAACAGUGGCCAAGAGCACCCCAUGAAGCAAGUGCGGUUUGCGAACAAUAGUGACAGCAGUGUUCCUGACUUGGUGUCCAACUCUGGAUCAGAGAAUGUCAGUAUACAGGCAGAGAGUCAGGAGUCCUUAGGACCCCAGCUUAAACUGCUUCCCUUGAACGACCAAAUCCGCGAACUACAAACUAUAAUUAGAGACAAAUCAACCAGCAGAGGGGACUUUGUGUUUUGUGCUGAUCGACUGAUCAGACUAGUGGUUGAGGAGGGACUUAAUCAGCUUCCCUACUCAGAGUGUACUGUCACUACUCCAACAGGGUACAAGUAUGAUGGUGUCAAGUUUGAAAGAGGGAACUGCGGAGUCAGCAUUAUGAGAAGUGGCGAGGCCAUGGAGCAGGGCCUACGAGACUGCUGCCGGUCCAUUCGCAUCGGGAAGAUUCUGAUCCAAAGCGACGAGGAGACGCAGAAAGCCAAGGUGUACUAUGCCAAGUUUCCCCCGGAUAUCUACAGGAGAAAGGUCCUGCUCAUGUAUCCCAUCCUCAGCACGGGGAACACCGUGAUAGAAGCAGUGAGGGUGUUGAUAGAGCACGGCGUUCAGCCCAGACACAUCAUCCUCCUCAGCCUCUUCUCCACCCCUCAUGGUGCUAAAUCCAUUAUCCAGGAGUUCCCAGACAUAACGAUCCUGACAACUGAAGUGCAUCCCGUGGCGCCUACACAUUUUGGACAACGGUACUUCGGUACCGACUGACCGCUGAACUCAGGGACAACCAGAGGAAUGCUUUGACGUGGCAGCGGUUGGAGGGGUUGGUUUUAUGCAUCUUGUUUUUUGCUUUGUCUGCUUUAAACACUUUUUUUCCCUUCCCACUGGGCCACCUCAUUAAAAGAUUGAAUCUGUACAUUCACAACCGCCAACUACUCACUGACCAUUUCCAAUUGGUUGCCCAGCAACACAUGGCAACAGUGGGGUGUGCGGUGUCACAGCCAACUACAAGGUUGAGCAGACAGUUGCAUUAUGCAGAUUUUCAGUGUUGUAGUUUGUUGACACCCAAUCAGGUACACUACUAGGUGCCUGACUACGUAAAGUUUUCUUUACUUUAAGACUCGGCCUAAAGUUUCUUUGGCGGUGUGAAUGUAUGGUUAUGCUUUCCUCCUCGCUAUGCCAAAUAUGCUUACUGGAUCUCCAAAGGACUCUCCAAAUAUUGUGCUCUAAUUUAGCUUUUCGUUUGUCGUGCGUGUGAAAUCUUGGUUAUAAAGACUACAACACUGACUAGAGCACUUGAGUAGACUUGUAGACUGAAUUUAUUGAAACAGGUUACAUCCAGAUAAAUCAAACCAUUGAUUGAUAUGUUGUCAACUGAACAGCAAGUCAAGCAGUAUCAGUAUCAGUAUUAGAUGUUCCGGGGGUGUUAUCAAAAGGGAGGGCCCCACGAUCAUUACUUGAGUAAAAAACUGCUAAAAGGGAUAAUAUGAACGGCUAGCAAUAUUAUACUGCUAUCUGCAAACACCUUAAUACUAGAUUACAAGAAACUGGUGUGAUGUUUACCUGUGAAAAUUAAAUCUCCUAAUAUUUCAUAAUCAA
Gadus morhua (Atlantic cod) is the source of this 1828-nucleotide messenger RNA. It is a transcript of the gene uprt, whose product is annotated as uracil phosphoribosyltransferase (FUR1) homolog (S. cerevisiae). The transcript has 8 exons. Bases 224 to 997 code for a protein of 257 amino acids. The record is from RefSeq and is a predicted model, not a curated record. NCBI's taxonomy places the organism in Eukaryota, Metazoa, Chordata, Actinopteri, Gadiformes, Gadidae.